Molecule: messenger RNA, 2220 nt
Organism: Bacillus rossius redtenbacheri
Lineage: Eukaryota; Metazoa; Arthropoda; Insecta; Phasmatodea; Bacillidae
Product: acyl-coenzyme A thioesterase 9, mitochondrial-like
Exons: 11
Coding region: 228-1544 (438 amino acids)
Biological process (GO): acyl-CoA metabolic process
Cellular component (GO): mitochondrion
Molecular function (GO): fatty acyl-CoA hydrolase activity
Source: RefSeq, a predicted model, not a curated record
AUCGUAAACCAAGCAUUAAAAUGUAAUUAUGGCCGUUUGUACUCUUGCCCUUAGCCAUUAUAAAUGUAGUAAAAGUGGGUGUACCGUGUUUACUUUUAAAGUAUUUUAAAUGUCAUGGAGUUAGGAAAGGGUUACCUUAGUAGGUUUUAAUUUUUUUUUUCCUCGUGUAAAAUAACAUUGGACACUUUAAUUUAGUUUGAGUUAUUAAUUAUUUAUUUCUUGUAAUAAUGAGAUUAUCUGUGUUGAGGCACUUGGCUAAAACUGAGUGUUUCCGACGAAGUAAUAUCAUUAAAUCACAAUGCAUUUUGAGCAACUCAAUAUGCUUUUAUUCAACUCAAAAUGCAGAACCAACAAUGCAUACUGUGAAGUCGAAACUGAUCCAGCUGAUGGGGAUCGACCGGGCGUACAAGCCCCUGCAGACCGUCCGCUCGCACCUGCUGUCCCAGCUGCCGGCGAGCCAGGAUGAGCUGCCCGAGCGCUCCAUGCAGGACAGUUUCACGAGCGCGAUCAUCCCCUUGUCGGAGGACUUCUCGCUUCAGGACAAGUACGUGACGUUCCUGGGCAGCGUGAGGAUGGGCCGCCUUCUAGAGGACAUGGACAUGUUCGCGGUGUGGGUCGCCCACAAGCACCUGCACGACCCUCGCUCGAAGCCCGGGGACGUGACCCCGUACGUCAUCGUCACUGUGCUGGUCGACCAGAUCGACUUCACCGACCACGUGCCCAAGAGCGACCGGGACAUCCGGCUGUCGGGGCACGUGUCGUGGGUGGGGCGCUCCUCCCUCGAGGCGGUGGUGUGGCUGGAGCAGGACGCGGGGGGCGGCAACUACCAGCGCCUCACCCGCGCCCUCUUCCUCAUGGCCGCGCGCAACUCCACCAACUCCGGCCCGGCCGUCGUCAACCGCCUCGCGCCCAAGGACGAGCACGAGCGGGAGAUCCUGGCCGGCGGCGAAGACCGCAAGAGGCGUCGCACCCGGCAGAAGGGCGUGUCGCUGCUCAAGUCUGUGCCGGACGCGGAGGAGCAGGGCCUGGUGCACAGCCUGUUCCUGCGCUCGGUGGACCUGCACAGCCACAGGUUCGCGCGGGUGCUGCCCCCCGGCGGCCGGUGGAUGGGCGAGGCCAAGCAGAACACCAUCGUCUUCAGCCACCCCGAGGACCGCAACCUGCACAACAAUGUGUUCGGAGGCUUCCUCAUGAGACAUGCGCUGGAGCUGGCGUGGACCAGCGCGUACCUUUACGGUAAAUAUCGUCCAAAGAUUUGCCACAUCAGCGACAUCAACUUCGUCCAACCCGUCAAUGUAGGCUCGCUUCUGCAGAUGCAUUCGCAGGUGGUGUUCACGCAGCACAACUACAUGCAGAUAGUCGUCCACGCGGAGGUGUUUGACGCCACCAGCGGCCACCCCACCACCACCAACGUCUUCCACUACACCUACACGGUCCCGGAGGUGGUGGCCAGCAUCUACCCGCGCUCGUACGGAGAGGCCAUGAAGUAUCUGGAGGGGCGGCGACACUUUCUGCACGUGAUGGGACUGGAGGGGAGCAAGUGAGCCCGCGGCCCUGAGCGAGACGGAGCGUGGAGCUGGCUGGAGAAAAUGUUUCUCUAGUUCUGAGUUUUUAUGUUGAUAGCCAAGCGGUCAGAGUAUUUAAUGAUGCAUAGCACAUAGCCUGUAAUAAAAAUUGUACAGCAAAGCUUGUUAACAAAAUAUGUAGUGAUGAAUAGCAUUAAAACUAGUCCGAUCAUUUAACGAAUCCUUGAACGUUGAACAGGAAAUUUGAGACACUGUGGUGCUGUUGUGUCAGUAACCGGGAUUAAUAACUGGAUGUAACUGGUUGUAUCAACAUCACACAGGUGUAUGCUUCGCAAGCCUGAAGACUUCUUGUUUUUAAUCUAAAGUGUGAUUCCUGUGUUCUGUUACUUAAUAAUAUUAAUUCCAUAUCAUAGAAUGGAAAAUGGGUACAGUAUUAACAAAUUCAGUAAUAACAGAGUAUGUAAUUUGGUUUGCUUGUUUGAGCGUUAACCGAGUCUAGUUACAUAACACCAAGUGAUAUGACUGCUUUACUGUACAGAAAAUAAUUUAAAAAGGUUCUGAUAAUAGGUAAAUAAUACCAGUGUGUUUUUAUAAUUUUAUUUGUAAUCUUGAGAUCUGUUAAUUAUUCUUACCUGUAGGUAAGAGAUAUUACAUUUUUUGAUGUGAAAAAUAAAUGUUUUUGUUCUUUAAACAA